Messenger RNA from Exaiptasia diaphana, 1201 nucleotides. Its product is annotated as SUN domain-containing ossification factor. Gene Ontology annotation, cellular component: cytoplasm; membrane. The record is from RefSeq and is a predicted model, not a curated record. Lineage: Eukaryota; Metazoa; Cnidaria; Anthozoa; Actiniaria; Aiptasiidae. Gene Ontology annotation, biological process: protein folding in endoplasmic reticulum.
GGAUACAACCAAAAAUAAAACCCAAGAAAAUCAAAGAACGAAAACAGAAUAACUACGCAUCUGUGGACUGUGGAGCGAAGMUCCUCAGCACAAACCCAGAGGCUUCAAAUGCGUUUUCGAUCCUUCAAGAUAACCGAGAUAUUUAUAUGUUGAACCCCUGCAGCGCUAAGAUAUGGUUUAUUGUUGAACUCUGUGAUACUGCUCAAGUCAGAAGAAUUGACAUUGCAAAUUUUGAGCUGUUUUCUUCCACGCCAGAGAGUUUCAGGGUGUUUGUGAGUGGACGAGUAAAUGAUUCAGUUGGUGUUUCUGCAGACCAUGAUAAAACGAGCGAAAAAUCUUCCAAUGAUGAAAACUCAAAAGAAACAAAAGAAAACCAAAAGGAAAAUGGAAAUUCGGAGGAAAAUGAAAAAGAAAGGAAAACUAAAACAACACGUGAUAAAAAACCUGUGGAAGAUAUUAGCAAUGAAAAUAAUUCCGGAAAUGCAGAUGGCAACAGAAGUAUAACAGAAACUCUAGAGUCUUCGAGUGACAUUUCUGAGGCUACUCGCAUUAAGGAAGAAAUCCAAGCUACCUCUACUAUAAAUAGCACAUCUGUGCAUCCAUCCUUGAUGAUUGAACCCAGUGGAUCGCAGCGAUCUGAAGAACAAUCAUUGGACAGAAAGACUGAAGCAACUCCAUCGCUGGAUUCCGUCUCAUUACUUAAAGUAGCAGUAUGGCCCAGAAGGAAUCUAUUUUUAUGCGCCUUACCAACAGAAUAAAGGCCCUUGAACAAAACCUUACCCUCAGCACAUUGUACAUGGAAAGACUCAAUCAAAAAUAUCGCAGAAUUGUAGAAGAUAUGCAGAAAAACUUUGAUAAAAGAAUAAACCUUCUGACAAAUGCAACGAUAAAAGCAGAAAAUAUGAUUAAAAGUCAAAAAGAGCAGAUCUCUCAGCUGCAAGCCAAAGUUAAUGAGACUAAAAAAGAAAUGGACUUCUUCUCCAAGAAGUUAGCCAGUCUAAGCAAAGACGUAAGUGAUAUUUUUAUUGAAAACAUUACUAACAUUCCUUCCUUACUAACAUUGCAGGGGUUUUGAUGGGAAGCGGGGAGGGAGAGUUCCUGCUAUAUCCUUAAAAUCAGCUAAUGGUGUCCAUAUGYUCAUCCCAUUCRCCCAAAAAUUUCGUCGAGUUUACAUUUUGUAUUGUUGCCACCGUCAGUGCUG